UUGCAUGUUGCUUAGUCAUUUCAUCAGGGAUUCUGCAGCGAAAAGGGUAGAGAAGUUCCCUUCUCUCUAGCCGACUUCUAUCAAAAUGGCCAGUGCCUCUCAUAAGCGGACGUUGGCGCUUUUUGUUGGCAUGAUGUGCCUGGUGGCGAUAUUAGCUGCACCGCAACGAGGAAAUCGUCCUCAGCAACCACCAAGAAACAAUCAGACGUCUUCAAACAAUCAGAACCAGGGGGUUACACCCAGCAACAAUCAGAACCAGGGAGAAGAUGAUUAUGAUCAACAAGACAACGAUAACAAUGGUGGCAGACCCUCCAACAGUAAUGGUAAUGGAGGGAGACCAAAUAACGGUGGGAGACCCAACAGUAACCAAAAUCAAGGAGGGAAUAAUGGCGGUAGACCAAAUAAUGGCAACAAUGGAGGCAGACCCAACAAUAACCAGAAUCAAGGAGGCGACGACACUGAUCAAAAUGGGCAGCAAAGUCAACAGGGGAAUGGGCAACCGAACAAUAACGGGGGAGGAAGACCUAACAAUGGAAAUGGCAGACCCAACAAUAAUCAAAAUCAAGGAGGAAAUGACCACGAUUAUGAUGACCAGAACAAUCAACAAAAUAAUGACAACAAUGGACGUCCUAAUAACAAUGGUAAUUCUGGUGGGAGACCAUCUAAUGGCAACAAUGGAAACGGUCGCCCCAGUAAUAAUGGAAAUAACAAUGGGGGUGGUAAAAAUCAAGGUAACAGCAAUGGCAACAACGAGAAUAGCCAAGAUAAUGGGAACGGAAAUAAUGGUAACAAUCAAGGAAACGGAAACGACAGCAAUGGACAAGGUAAUAAUAACCAGGGAGGGAACAAUCAAAAUGGCUGUGAAAGAAGACGGUGCUGCAGCCCAAGACGCAGGGGUGGAAGCAAAGGUAGGAACAAAUGCAGAAGUCGCAGCAGAAAUCGCGACUGCGAGAGGGAAAGACCAGAUAGGAGGGGCCGAAAGAGAAGCAAGAGCCGCCGCAGCAAGUCCCGGGACAGAGAAUGCUAAAAAAUAAAAAAUAUUUCUGAAUCACUAUGUAGUUUUAUCAAACUAAUUUUGUUGUAUUUUGGUUUGUGUGGAGGGCUAAUAAAAUGUUUUUUACUUUG
Cloeon dipterum is the source of this 1125-nucleotide messenger RNA. RefSeq names its product N66 matrix protein-like. NCBI's taxonomy places the organism in Eukaryota, Metazoa, Arthropoda, Insecta, Ephemeroptera, Baetidae. The coding region runs from base 86 to 1027 and encodes 313 amino acids. The transcript is spliced from 2 exons. The record is from RefSeq and is a predicted model, not a curated record.